CUUUAAUGUGGGGGACAGAAUGCCGUCUUCCUCACGUUCCUCCAUUGACGCUUUGUUGAAGCCGAUGGCGCACUCCUACUGCUCCAUGGCCACAUAGCAGAACGGUUUCGUGCGCCUUGCUUCGCAUCUCCUCCACAAUCCCUUCAUCUCCAAAAGCCAGGAAGAGAGAUUGCCGUGAUGCCUAUGUGAUAGACGUGGCGGGUCUACUCUGUUUGUUACAGUGAAGAGGCCGUCAUUUGCAGUCACGGGACAAUUGAUACCGAGAUUGAUGAUAGGACUGCAGGGCCUCAUCAAGAAUUACGUAAUGACCAAAUCGCUUGGACAUCUGCAGUGCAAUUUGAGUUUGUACUUUGUAGACCACACAUAGGGGUACCGGCCCGUUCUCCACUAGUACGCGCCCGUGUAGCCGAGGAUCAUACUUACACGUGAGUUUGAUCCUAGCUUAUAAAGCCAACAUUUUCAAGAGCACCUUGCACUUAAAAUGGGGGAUGGAAUUGUCCUGGAGCGCAUACUCUCCGGAUCUGAGAAACCAACCAAUCUGGCAUUAGCACUUUUACAGGAGAUUACAGAAAAUUUCUCUGAAAUGAGAAAAAUUGGCGAGGGCGGAUUUGGGGUGGUUUACAAGGGUGUGCUCCACAGUAGGAUUGUUGCCGUGAAGAGGAUAAUUAUGAGUGAACACACAAUCAACGACAGGUUAUUUGAUCGUGAGGUUAAAAGCUUGAUGAAGAUUAUUAGCCAUCGAAAUGUAGUCCGCUUUCUUGGCUUUUGUUCAAAUACACAUCGUGAAGCGAUAAAAGAGGCAGGAUCAACAGAAUUGGUUAUGGCCCAGAUAAGAGAAAGAUUACUUUGUUUUGAGUAUAUCAGCAAUGGAAGCCUUGAUAAACAUAUUACAGAUGAAUUAAGAGGACUUAAAUGGAGUAUACGGUAUGAAAUAAUUAAAGGAAUUUGUCAUGGUUUGCAUUACCUUCACGAGGAAAAUAAUAUUAUCCAUAUGGACCUCAAACCUAGCAAUAUAAUGAUAAAUGAUGAUAUGGUGCCAAAGAUAACAGAUUUUGGUCUAUCAAGACUUGAUAAACACACACACACCAGUGGUGCCCGUUUUAUAACACAGGGAUACUGUGCUCCAGAAUACGUGAAUGGUGGCAAGACGUCAAAAAAGGCUGACAUGUAUAGUUUGGGUGUUAUAAUCACGGAACUGGUAACGGGAUGUAGGGGUGAUCCAAAUAAUGUUAAUGUGCUUCGAAGGUGGAUACACAGGUGGGAUAAAUCACCGAAAGAUACGGUGCUGUCCCAAUACCAGCAAGUAACUAAAUGUUUGAAAAUUGCGGCACACUGCAGGAAAAAAGAACCAUCAAAUAGACCUUUUAUAUUGGAUAUAAUUUGUAUUCUCAAUGAAACUGAAGAAAACAUGAAUGAGCACAUUGACCAGAUACACCUUUACUCGGAUGACAUGCUUGGAAUUAUGCCGCUCGAACUACGGUUUCCUUUUGAGCUUCAUAAGUCAAUAUCAUCCAUAGUUGAGCUAAUCAACAAGACAAAAGGUUACUACGCCUUCAACAUCGAUACGCCAAGCCGACAAUACUGCACACAACCAAACAAAGGCAUUGUGUCACCACAAUCCAAGUUUGCUAUCCAAAUAACAAUGCAAGCACGGGAGAAUACACCACACGGUAUGCCAUACACCGACGUGUUUCUUGUGCAGAGCACAAAAGUCAACAGGGAGGUCAAAGCCGAGGAUAUCACUGAACACAUGUUCAUUAUAGAGCCGGAUGGACUAGAUGAGGUGAAUUUGACGGUUGUGGUAUAUGAUCCCGAGGAACCUAGGGGAGAUAUGAAGAUUCGAGAUGACACCAAGAAGAAAAAGAAUAAGAUUGUUGAGUAUGCUUUUAGCGAGAUCAAACCCAACAUCAAUGCAACUCAUCAAGAAGAGGCAGUUCCGAUGGGCAACAAUUCUAUUAGCUACAAAGAUACACGACGACAAUUUCCCAAGCAACUAGAGUGCCUUAGCUUCCACACAACUCCAAGUAUUUUGGGCAACCAACACAGCAAUAUGAGCAACAGAAUUGUGGAUCUUGCAACCGGGGCCAUGGGCAGCCUGCGCCACAAGCUUGGCGAUCUCCUCAACAAAGAGUACAAUCUAGAGAUAAGCGUGAAGAUAGACAUAGAGUCUUUAUCAGAAGAGCUGAGGGAGAUGCAGCUAGCCUUGUGCAAGGUGUCGGAGGUACAUCGGGACUACCUCGAUGACAAGGUCAAGCGCUGGGCUGACAGUGUCAGGGAGAUGUCAUAUGACAUUGAGGAUGUUGUUGAUGGAUUCCUGGUACACAUUGGGCAUGCCUCUGACAUGGGCCUCUUCAUGGGGCUCAUGCAUAGGAUGUUCAACCUCUUCACGUGGGGCAAGACUCACAAUCCGAUUGAAGACGCUAUCAAAGACAUCAAGAAACAAGUUCAGGUUGUGGCUGAUAGACGUGAAAGAUGCAAGGUUGAUGAAGUCAUGGCUAAUGUAGCUGACACUAUUACCUUUGAUCCUCGCAUUUUGGCUAUAUACAAAGAUCCAAAGGAGCUCGUUGGCAUCAAAGAGCCAAGAAACAAGCUAAUCAGGUGGCUCUCUAAUAAGGAUGGGGAUGGGAAUGUCUCAAAACCGCAACUCAAGAUAGUUUCGAUCGUCGGAUUUGGAGGAUUGGGCAAGACAACACUUGCCAAGGCAGUGUAUGACGAGCUUCAAUCCCAAUUCCAACAUAGAGCUUUUGUUUCAGUGGGUCGGAAUCCUAAUGUGAAGAAACUUUUUGAGCAUAUUCUAGAUAAAUUUGGCUAUGGUUCCAAGGAAGCAAAGUUAAACGAAAUGCAGCUCAUCGACAAAAUGCGAAGAUUGCUUCAGAACGACAGGUACUUCAUAGUAAUCGAUGAUAUAUGGGAUUCCCCGACGUGGAAUGUUAUUAAAUGUGCUUUUACAAAAGACGAUUGUGGCAGUAUUGUGGUAACAACUACCAGGAUUCACAAUGUUGCACAUGACUGUUGCAGACAUAGCAAAGGAUAUGUUCAUGAGAUGGAACCACUAAGUCCCCAAGACUCAAGAAAACUACUUGUUAGUAGAAUAUUUGGUUCCAAAGAAGCUCAUCCUUAUGUACCAGAUGAUAUUUCAAGUGAUAUUCUGAAAAAAUGUGGUGGCUUGCCACUUGCUAUUAUCAGUAUAGCAAGCCUUCUGGUUCAUAACCCAAGGUCAAGAUGGGAUUCUGUAAGGAAUUCUUUGGUGUCCGUGUUUGAUGGAAAUCAUGAUGAUCUUAAAAAUAUGGAGCAAGUAUUGGAUCUUAGCUACACGCAUCUAUCUUACCAUCUUAAGACAUGCCUGCUUGAUAUUGGUAAGUAUCUAGAGGAUAGCGAGAUAAAAAAAGAGGAUUUGUUGAGGCAGUGGACAGCUCAAGGCUUUGUGAGUAAAACUCGUCUGCGUGAUGCAGAGGAUGUCGCAGAAGACUACUUCUAUAAGCUCAUCAACAUGAGCAUGAUCCAACCCGUGGAGAUAGACUACAAUGAUGAGGUGUUGUCUUGCAGAGUACAUGAUAUAAUGCUUGAUCUCAUUAGAUCCAAGGCUGCUGAAGAGAAUUUUAAUCUUGUUAUUGAUGGGCCAGAAGUUGUGACAGGAGAACAAAGAAGGGUCCGUCGAGUCUCCAUUCAGUACAAUGGUGAAGACGAUGGCGGAAUACUGGCAGCAAUCAAUGGGUCACUAUCACAUGUCCGGUCAGUCUUACUUUUAAGAGGGUCUCUUGUGCAUUCUUUUCUGGUGCUGAAGUUUAUCCGAGUUCUUUACAUUAUAGAUUGGAGAUGUGAGAGACUAGAUCUCACCGAUAUUCGUUGGUUGUUUCUACUAAGAUAUCUGAAGAUUUGUGUCAGGAAAGAUUUGAUCAUACCUAGUAAAAUUGGGGAGUUGCAGCAAUUGGAGACAAUAGAAAUUAAAGGGCGAACAUUUCUUCCAUCAGAUAUUGUUACUUUGCCUCGGUUGUCACAUCUCAGUUAUUCAAAUCAUGUGUUGUUGCCUGACGAAAUCGGAAGGUUGAAAUCUCUUCACACCUUGCGAGGUGUUGAUUUCAUUCAAAGCUCGGUAGAAAAUAUCAAGGGCCUUGGUGAGCUGACAAACUUAAGGGAACUUGAGAUGGCUUGGAAAUUUGUUAAGGGAGCGGUCAACAUGCGUGUUGAUGCCUUGUGCUCUUCCAUUGGAAAGCUUUCUUGCAGUCUCAGGAGCCUUAGUAUUGGGUCCAAAUGCCUUCAAGACCUAUGGGUCGAUGGCUGGAGCAGCACACUAACCCCACCUCGUCGUCUUCAUAAGCUUGAUCUGUAUAGAUGUGAAUUCCAAAAAAUCCCCCAAUGGAUUGCUCAGCUCCACGAGCUUGACAGUUUAACUCUUUCCGUCAGGGAGGCUGCUGAUGGUGUCAGUAUUGUUGCAGGGUUGCCUUCCCUUGCCUACCUAAGACUAUAUAUACGUUCGGUUGACAAAAGGGAAGAAAGGGUAAUCAUCUCCGGCAGGGAAUUCAGAGCACUCAAGCACAUGAAUUUGGAAUGUCCAUAUCUGUCGCUGGUCUUCCAAGUGGGGGCUCUGCCCAAGCUAGAGACGCUUUUGAUGCGAUGCCGUUACCACAUUUCUGCCGAAUUCGUACCGGUUGGCAUUGAGAACUUGCCAUCUGGCACUCUUCGUGAGAUUCGUUUAGUGGUGGCUGAUUGUUUUGGAGGUCAUGGUGACGACGAUAACGGCGACUACAAUGACAAAGCAGCUGUGAGGUCGCAGUUGAUGAGAUCAUUUUGGCCACAUCAUCCUUCUGCUAACAUCACCAUUGAAUUUCUUUCGGAGUUUAGGUUGUGAUUUUGUCAAAUAGUGAAUCUCACAUCCUUCAAGUCCUUGGCCAAAACUCUUAAGUAGCUACUCGGAGUUCCGGUCUGCAACUGUAAGAAUAUUUUUCUAGAUAUUCGAUAUGGCCGAUGUAAUAUAUUGCUUGAUUAUUGAUCAAAGAUUUAGCAUGAUGGUCACUAAAUAUAAUGGAACAUGAUUUUAAUUCUU
Molecule: messenger RNA, 5044 nt
Organism: Triticum aestivum (bread wheat)
Lineage: Eukaryota; Viridiplantae; Streptophyta; Magnoliopsida; Poales; Poaceae
Product: disease resistance protein RGA5
Exons: 13
Coding region: 482-4849 (1455 amino acids)
Biological process (GO): protein phosphorylation; defense response to other organism
Molecular function (GO): ADP binding; protein kinase activity; ATP binding
Source: RefSeq, a predicted model, not a curated record